Messenger RNA from Nerophis lumbriciformis (worm pipefish), 2321 nucleotides. RefSeq lists its product as uncharacterized. The record is from RefSeq and is a predicted model, not a curated record. NCBI's taxonomy places the organism in Eukaryota, Metazoa, Chordata, Actinopteri, Syngnathiformes, Syngnathidae. Gene Ontology annotation, molecular function: RNA polymerase II cis-regulatory region sequence-specific DNA binding; DNA-binding transcription factor activity. Gene Ontology annotation, biological process: regulation of transcription by RNA polymerase II.
AAAAAGAGGAAGACCGCAUGCUAUGGUUGUUCGGAGAUUCUUCGAAUUCACGAUCUUAAAGUCAUAUGAUUCACAGCAAAUAUAGCAACAAAUAUCUCAAUUGGUAUUUUCCAAAGCCACGAAACGUGCAUUGAGUUUGGAGCGAUAUGUGAAGUGAAGAUUGAAGACGUGAUAGAAGAUGGACGACUACUGCUAUGCUAAGAUGGCGACGUCCGCUAAAAGAGAAACUGAAAGAGAAUCAACUUCCAGCAAAUCACCAACGGAGAUAAAGACGAAAGAUGAAGACGUCCAGCAGCUGAUCGGUAAUCCAGAAGACGUUUCCCCUCAGUUAGGGGGGAGCUCCACUUUGAAGCAGGAGACUCCACAACCACCCUGCAUUAAAAAGGAAGAGGAGGAACUCUGCAUCACUCAGGAGGGAGAGUGUCUUCUAGGACGAGAGGAAGCUGAUUACACCAAGUUUCCACUGAGUAUUCUCUCUGUGAAGACUGAAGAUGAUGAAGAGAAACCACAAGUAGACAACCUCUUAGCUCCACUAUCAGAUAGUGAGGCUGAAGACGAGGUUGAAGAACCUUUGAGCAGAGAUAAAGACUGUGAAGGUGAUAUGAGGACUCACACUGACAACAAACACUCUGAAUGCUCUACAAAGAAGAGAGGUAAAACAUGUUUGAGCUGCUCAGUUUGUGCUGAAAGUUUUACUAAAAAGAGCAGUUUGACUGAACACAUGAGAACACACACAGGUGAGAAACCAAUUAAGUGUUCAGUUUGUUGCAACAGCUUUUCUCAAAAUAGCCAUGUGACUCAACACAUGAGAACACACACAGGAGAUAAACCAUUUUAUUGUUCAGUUUGUGCUAAAAGCUUUUAUGUUAAGUGCUAUUUGACUCAACACACGAGAACACAUACAGGUGAAAAAACAUUUAAUUGUUCAGUUUGUGGCAAAGUAUUUUCUCGAAAUUUUCUCUUGACUCGACACAUGAAAACACACACAGGUGAAAAAACAUUUAAAUGUUCAGUUUGUGGCAAAAGCUUUUCUCAAAAUAGCCAUAUGACUCGACACAUGAGAACACACACAGGAGAAAAGACAUUUAAUUGUUCAGUUUGUAGCAAAAGCUUUUCUCAAAAUAGCUCUUUGACUCAACACAUGAGAACACACUCAGGUGAAAAACCAUUUUAUUGUUCAGUUUGUGGUAAAAGCUUUUCUCAAAAUAGCGAUUUGACUAAACACAUGACAACACACACAGGUGAAAAACCAUUUAAUUGUUCAGUUUGUGACAAAAGCUUUUCACAAAAUAGCUCUUUGACUCAACACAUGAGAACACACACAGGUGAAAAACCAUUUAAUUGUUCAGUUUGUGGCAACAGCUUUUCUCAAAAUGGCUCUUUGACUCAACACAUGAGAACACACACAGGAGAAAAACAUUUUUACUGUUCAGUUUGUGGCAAAAGCUUUCCUCAUAACAACUCUUUGUGUCGACACAUGAGAACACACGCUGGAGGAAAACCAUUUAGUUGUUCAGUGUGCUGUAAAAGGUUCACACAUAAUGCAGAUGCAGUAAAACACAUAAGAACACACAAGGGAAAAUAACCAAUUAGCUGUUUAGUUUGUGGUAUGUUGCUCAUAUGUGGUGACAUCCACCCUACCCAGGACCUCCUCACUGCUUCUUUCACAAAUAUCUGAGGUUUUCAUACAAACUUGGAUUAGUUGAAGCAAAAUCUUAUCCACUCAUGACCCCAUGUCUUCUCUGUAUCUGAAACCUUCCUGAACAGUAAGAUAGAUGAUGCUUCAAGUGCUUGGUUACUCCUUCUUCAGUCCAGGGACCUGGGGCCUCAUGUGUCAAGUUUGUGCACGCUCAAAAACCUGCACUACACCCUUUUUCACGGCAAAGAUGAGAUGUAUCAAAACUGACGUUGACGCAUAAGUGAUGCUGGGUAACAAUGGACCACAAUGGAAACAAGCCUUUUGACUUUUUGCGCCAUCCAUUUGCCUUUUUAAAUCAUGACAUGGAUUCAAUUCUUUAAGAUGUCAAUAAACUUCUUAAUUAAUCAAUCCCAAAAAGUGCCAACUUUUACUACUCAAACUGAUUGAUGUGCAAAUCAGAGACGUAUGAACAAUUAACCCCCAACACCCACAACCCAACCCCCACCUCCCUCGACAUUCGGGCAUAACCGGUUCAAUCCAGCCCGUGAGAUUAGUUUGUUAAGAGUAAAAGUCAGCUGCAUUUUUAUAUGACAGAAACUGCUGUACUAAAUGUGUCCACUGGAUGUCGCAAUUUCAAUUCUGUUAGGAAAGCAAAUAGUUUGUUCCCGGGCGAGUAAGUAUA